AUGGCUUCACCUAGUCGCCAAGCGCAGCGAUUUGUAUCUGGGGUUCGCCCUCGUGCGUGGGUUUUCUCAGCUCACUGUCACAAUGGCCCUUCCAAGGUAGGCCGGCGUGCUGUGUCCAGUUCCGCUGGCUACCAAACUCGUCGACCGGCCUGGACGCCAGUCUGGGCAGGAGCUCUGGCCCUUAUUAUCGGGGCGCCAUUGGCAAUCCAAUCAGUGAGUUAUGGAAUGCUUAAUUUGAUGCUUAAUUUCUCGCAUCCAAUGGCUCAUCAUGACUCUCAACCACAGGCAACAACGAACGGAGCAAGCCUCGACGCAACGACUCUGGCAGAAAAAGAUGCCCAGAAAAAGAGGGAAGCGACAAUCAACGAGGAUUCCCCGAUGAGGCUUCGAAUGGAGAAAUUCAUCAAGGAACAACAACAGGUCAUCGUCAAAGAACUUGAAAAAGUGGACGGCAAAAGAUUCCGGAAGGAUGAGUGGACUCGAGACAAUGGCGGUGGCGGCAUAUCUUGUGUUCUCCAAGACGGCAACGUAUUUGAGAAGGCUGGUGUCAACAUCAGUGUGGUAUACGGUUCUCUCCCAAAACCUGCCAUACAAAAGAUGCACGCAAACCACAAGAUGCUCGAUCCAAGUGUAGAGUCCCUCGACUUCUUCGCCGCCGGCCUGAGCAUGGUUCUGCACCCCAAGAAUCCAAUGGCACCCACGGUCCACCUCAAUUACAGAUAUUUCGAAACAGCGAACCCAGAUGGAUCAUCCCAAGCGUGGUGGUUUGGUGGAGGUAGUGAUCUGACACCUUCGUACCUCUUUGACGAAGACGCCAUCCAUUUCCACAAGACACUAAAAUCCGCUUGCGAUUCACAUGACAAGACAUACUAUCCACGUUUCAAGAAGUGGUGCGACGAGUACUUUUAUAAUAAGCACCGAGGCGAAUGUCGCGGCAUUGGAGGUAUCUUUUUCGAUGACCUCGACGACUCAGAACGUGACCAAGAGAACACAUUCGCCUUCAUCCAGGACUGCUUGAAAUCAUUUAUACCAUCAUAUCUUCCCAUUUUGGAAAAACGCAAGGAUAUGCCGUUUACGGCAGAAGAGAAGGACUGGCAGCAAAUUCGGCGUGGCAAGUAUGUUGAAUUCAAUCUUGUGCACGAUCGGGGGACUGCCUUUGGACUGAACACUCCGGGAUCGCGAGUGGAAAGCAUACUCGUCAGCUUACCGCUUACCGCGAGCUGGAAGUAUAUGCAUGAGCCAGAACCAAAAAGUAGAGAACAGCGCCUCGUAGACGUUCUGAAAGACCCGAAGGACUGGGUUUGA
Messenger RNA from Metarhizium brunneum ARSEF 3297, 1305 nucleotides. RefSeq names its product Oxygen-dependent coproporphyrinogen-III oxidase (gene HEM13). NCBI's taxonomy places the organism in Eukaryota, Fungi, Ascomycota, Sordariomycetes, Hypocreales, Clavicipitaceae. Gene Ontology annotation, cellular component: cytoplasm. Gene Ontology annotation, molecular function: coproporphyrinogen oxidase activity. The record is from RefSeq and is a predicted model, not a curated record.